Xiphophorus hellerii (green swordtail) is the source of this 2508-nucleotide messenger RNA. RefSeq names its product JAZF zinc finger 1b (gene jazf1b). The transcript has 5 exons. The record is from RefSeq and is a predicted model, not a curated record. NCBI's taxonomy places the organism in Eukaryota, Metazoa, Chordata, Actinopteri, Cyprinodontiformes, Poeciliidae. Bases 8 to 976 code for a protein of 322 amino acids. Gene Ontology annotation, cellular component: nucleus.
UCUGUAAAUGUGCGGCUUCAACCACAUCCGUGCUUGCAGUUUAUCUGACAACUAUUGUGCUUUUCAAAUGAAAGUCUGCAGCUUUACAUCCGGUGCUGCUGUCGCUCUCCAGCUGGUUUUGACGCAGCUCGGUGGAGUCACAGCUCCGCUCCAGCUGUUCUCACCGCUGCUUCGCCUCGCUGCCUCUGCUCCGAUGCUGCCUGCCUUCGUUUCAAAUGUCACGGCGACCAUGACAGGCAUCGCGGCCGUUUCCUUCUUCUCCAACGCUUGCAGGUUCGCCGGCUGCGGGCUCCACUUUGACUCCCUGACCGAGCUCAUCGUGCACAUCGAGGAUAACCACAUCGAAACAGACCCCUGUUUCUUGGAGAAGCAGGAACAGCAGCAGCCGACAUAUAUUGCUCUCAGCUACAUCAAUAGCUUUGUGAUCCACAAUGCCAGGUUCAUGACAGACGCUGCGAGGCGAGAACACGAGGCCCUGAAGAAAAAGGUGCAGCCUAAGCUCUCUCUGACGGCCACGUUGUCACGCACCAACGUCUCCACACCACCCCGUCACACCAGUGGAAACCUCACCCCUCCUGUCACCCCACCGAUCACCCCUUCCUCUUCCUUCCGCAGCAGUACACCAACAGGUAGUGAGUGUGACGAUGAGGAUGUAGAGUUUGAGGCGUCUGACAGUGACGAGUCGUGGACCACAGAGAGCGCCAUCAGCUCUGAGUCUAUCUUAAGCUCCAUGUGCAUGAACGGAGGAGAUGAGAAGCCUUUCGCCUGUCCUGUUCCCGGCUGUAAGAAAAGAUACAAGAACGUGAACGGCAUCAAGUAUCAUGCCAAGAACGGACACCGGACCCAGAUCAGGGUGCGCAAACCUUUUAAAUGCCGCUGUGGGAAGAGUUACAAGACAUCUCAGGGUCUCCGGCACCACACCAUCAACUUUCAUCCACCCAUCUCUACUGACAGCUUCCGUAAGAAGCAGCAGUAGAGGUGGAGUCCAUGACCAGCACUUUCCCUCGGGCCAUAUAAACAUCCAUCUAAAGUUCACAUCACCAGCAGCUCCGCUCGCUGCCUCCAGUUUCAUUUUCCCUUCUUUUCACUUUGCUAUAACACUAGACUAUGUUUUAUUUGCACAGUAUAUAUGUAUUAUUCAAUCUUAAUCCCCAUGCAAAUUGCCAUAUUUAUGUCAUUCACAUUUUGUAUUUUUGCACAUUUCAGAUAUUUUCUAUCCCACCUUUGUUCCCUUGACUUAUGGUGCUUGUUGAUCAUGUAGACUUGAGAAGUAGCCAGGAGAUGAUUAGUUUUACAAAUGCAUUGUCCUUUAUAUACUGAGUACAUGGACAGAUUCCUGUGUUUUCUGUUGAAAGGAAACACCAUUACGCACUCUGUCGUAGCCUUUGAGCUUGAAAUGGGAAAGAGGCAAAUGAAGAAACUGAAUGUAGCCUGACUGGGAAAAAUGAGUCGUUUGUCUUAAACACAGUUACUUUUCCAUUCAUAGGACAUGCAUAACAUCUCUUUUGUGGGAACACCAAAGGAUAAUCUCAGGUGAUUUUUCUGCAAGCAUUUCAGCUUCGCUUUUGCCUGAUCGUUUUAAAUGAGUCCAUGCUGCUCAGAGGGAUCAUGAGAACAUUUUUGAGUAGCAGUUCUUCGUGUCUUGGGUAACUUUCUUUAAGACUAAGCAGCUGACCUUCCUAAUUUCACAGUAAGGCAUUGAAGCACUUUAAAAAAAAAUGAGUAAACAAGUCCAAUUCUUCAGGCCUCAGUAUUGUGACAUUUCUGAAUGUAUAGCAGUUGCCUUGAAUCGUAUCCCAUUCCAAAAACACCCAAACAGCAUGUCUAUGAAUGUCUUCAGUUUGAGAGUCACCGAGCAGUUUAGCUUUAUGCCCAACCACUUCUGUUUAGUUUUCACUGCCUGAGUGAAAACAGUUUCUUCCACUGUUUAAUAGGAAGAACCAGUGAAAUGGCUCCGUGGCUGUGCAUUCAGCUCCUAUUUUGUGCCAUAAUAAGAAUGAAGUAUUCAGAACAAUCUGCCAAAGUACCAACAAUAGCAGUCAGCUGCAAAAACAAAGGAAUUAAAUAGACACUGAUGUCAUCUACCUUUAGGAUUGCGAUGGUUUAUUUUACCAGAUCUUUUUUUUUAUUAUUUUGUAAGAGCACAAUGAUGCAAAAACUGACAUCAUACUGUGACUACUUAAAACCUGGGCCUGCAAAAUAAUUUUCUCAUGCAUGCAGGUCCAGUCCAUGUCUCUCAGCAAGUUGCAACUCAACCGCAUAAAUCUGGCUGGGUAUUCAAUCACUAUUCUUGCCGAUUUUGGUGAGUUCAUUUAAAUUUGUCGGUUUCCAGGCAUGAAGUCGAAGUUACAGUCGAAGGCCAAACAGCUUAACGUUAGUUUACUUCUCUGUUAUAUUUUUCCCCUCUAAUAGUUCUUGGGUGUUCGCCUAUUAAAUGCCUGCAAAAUUUGUUUCUCUUUAGCAUUUUCUUUGGUACACAACUAAAUAAACUGGAGCAUUCCUGUUUUA